Molecule: messenger RNA, 426 nt
Organism: Babesia sp. Xinjiang
Lineage: Eukaryota; Apicomplexa; Aconoidasida; Piroplasmida; Babesiidae
Exons: 2
Coding region: 1-426 (141 amino acids)
Source: RefSeq, a predicted model, not a curated record
AUGUACCUAUCGGCAAUUUUUUUCUCUGUCUUGAGCUGUGCCAAUGCUCAAGUGGCCAAGCAGAUAGGUACAGACUCUGGAAUAACCACCGGGAUAAUACCGAUCAUAGUAUACGAUCGCCACUAUGAAGAUUUUUGUGGUCGUCCUGUAAAUGUUAAGCCUAAGAAAGUCAAAAGGCGAAAAUGCGUUCACAGGUAUGAGCCCGAGAUAUACGAUCCAAAUGAUGUAUAUAAUGUUGAAGACCCUGACAAGCGCAGAAGACCACAUUAUUACCAAAGUGACAUUCUGGCCGCUAGAUAUACACGCCGUAUGAGGUCGGCUACUAAGGCCGUAGUAAUAGUUGGCUUCAUUCUUCUCGGAAUCGCAGUGAUUUCGGCAGCAAUGGCAUGCUGCCGGGCACACGAGAAGGUCUUAAUACCUCUUUAA